Molecule: messenger RNA, 1464 nt
Organism: Nematostella vectensis (starlet sea anemone)
Lineage: Eukaryota; Metazoa; Cnidaria; Anthozoa; Actiniaria; Edwardsiidae
Product: testis-specific serine/threonine-protein kinase 3
Exons: 4
Coding region: 151-1230 (359 amino acids)
Biological process (GO): intracellular signal transduction; protein phosphorylation; microtubule cytoskeleton organization
Cellular component (GO): cytoplasm
Molecular function (GO): tau-protein kinase activity; protein serine/threonine kinase activity; ATP binding
Source: RefSeq, a predicted model, not a curated record
CAUACGUCGUUUAAAUUAGUGAUGGCGUGAGGUCAAUCAAAGCACACGUCAUUACAGCUCGUAAAGAAGUGGUUUACCAAUUAUGACGUCACAUAAUAGCUUAGUGACGUCACGGAGUUUGAGAGCGCCGCGCGCGCUCCAACCGCGUGAAUGUGGUUCACGCUCGUCGCUUUCGUUUUGUGGCUUCUCUGCCUCGCGCUCUAUGUGGCGCUUGGAUGGAAGAAGCUACUUGACAUGCGCAACUCGAGGCUGACGCAGCCCGAGUCACCGGACGAAGACGAGCGGACGUAUGAGCUGCACAAAGUCGCGAGUCGAGAUGGCGACGAUAUUGCAACGUAUCUUUGCCGACAGGGCUACGAACUUGGCUCGAUUCUAGGCAAGGGGGCUUAUGCUGAGGUGAAGGAGGCGUAUUCAAACAAGCUUGGAAGAAACGUUGCCGUCAAAAUCAUCGAAAAGGCGAAGCUUUCCAGCAAGAGCUUUAACAAGUUUAUGCGGCGCGAAGUCGAGGCUCUGAGACAGGUAGACCACAAGUACGUCAUCAGCCUCAUUGAGGUGCUUGAGUCAAGUAAGCGGUUUUACCUCGUGCUGGAACUUGCGCAGAACGGCGAUUUGCUCCAACUGCUACAGAAAAAGAAACAAUUGCACGAAAACGAGGCGAGGAAAAUAUUUAAAAAGAUCGUCAAAGGAGUCCUGCACUGCCACAGAAAAGGUAUUGCUCACCGUGACUUGAAGCUUGAGAACAUUUUACUCUCUCGGAAAAACGAGCCAAUCAUAUCCGACUUUGGUUUCGCGCGUUACGUGGGCGGGUCAUCCGACACGUGCAUGACACGUCCACGGAGCAACACCUUCUGCGGGUCCUACGCCUACGCCGCUCCGGAGAUCUUACAAGGUAUCCCAUAUGAUGCCACUAGCAGUGACGUUUGGAGUCUAGGCGUGGUUCUCUUUGCAAUGGUAACUGGGCGUUUCCCAUUCGACGAUCAGGACCGGAGGCAGCUAUUGCGUCAUACCUUAGCUGGCAAGUUCUCAUACCCGAAAGGCAGUGCGCGCCUCUCGGACCAGCUAAAAGAGCUAGUCAAGAACAUGCUGACGGCUGACAUCAAAUCGAGGCUCACCCUGGAGGAGGUGUACGAUCAUCCCUGGAUCCGAGGCGCCAAACACGUGACCAGCAAAGUUUCCCGAGACAAAACCCACUCAUUCGCACUGGUCAGCGACACUAUGUCACGGGAGUAACUCCUGGUCAGCAAAUCAACAGUUGAUGAUUUAAAACCUGUCAUGUGAUUUACUCUUCUAAAAUUCCUGGAAAUUAAGUUCAAUUUAAAGGAAAUUACUUUGAUUUUGCACGCUCGUGGUCUUUGUAACCCAGUUGUGCUAACUAUUAUGCUGUCAUUUAUGUUAUUUGUGGCUCUGGUAUUUGAUAAUGAUGCCAUUUACGCAACGGAUGAGAACAAUAAACCAUGGCACAUA